AUCUCGUCAUAGCAACAUCAUAUUUGGCCAUCCAUUCAAUCAUCAUGUGGAUAUAUUCCUACCAACUGUUGUUUCUUCAGAGAACAUAAAUCUAUGGAAAACGGGCGAGAUAUUUUAUUAUAAAGUCAAUUUGCCAUUAUCAUAUUUUAUCGACGAAUCGUUUAUUAACGAGUAUAUUAACAAAGGUCAGGUCAUUGCAUUAAGCUUGACUGAAGGAAUAGAUAUCUCAGACGUGUUCUCUAUCGACGGGAAUGGCAAACUGACAUUAAACGUCACAAAAGAUACGUAUGAAUCACUUGGACUUGCGGGAAAGGCAGCUAAAUUUGGAUCCAAAAAUCAAAGAUUUGUGAUUGAGCUCCAAUUAUCGGCCAAGGCAAUGAGUUCAGGCAAGAAAUUUUACGAAAGGAUAAAAUGGUGCUUUGAACACACUCUUGUUGAUUCAUUUCCAUUUGUAAUAAUGUAUAUCAAUGCAACAACCAAGAAGCCAUCCGAAAUAAAGUUUCCGUCAGCAUUCAAGUCCCAGAAAUUCACUGCACAAUCGUCAUUACAAUCAAUGUCGAAUAUAUUGAUGCCUGACAUUAGUUUGAUAAAGAAUCCAACAAAUGGUUACUGGAAAUACAGAGCGAUCGAGGUGUAUGAUUGGAUUGGAAUGGCAUCAUUACAAGCGGAUAGAAUUAACUCCAAUGACAAUGUGGAUUCAUAUGUCUCGCUCUAUAAACCUCCUGAUCCAUAUUAUUCUGGCAAUGGUGAUCUGGUAAAGUCGAUGGACAUUCCGUGGGCAGCUUUGACAGUAUGUGGGUUUGCAGAUUCACCCAUGUCAUGGACUAAACAAGAGCAUGGCUUUUUAAUGAGUGGAGAGAAUAACUAUACUUUUAUUGUCUGGAAUGAUGGUACCUACGUUCUCUAUGAAGCUAAUCAACAGUACAAAUACCAAAAACAUCAACACCAACGGAACCAACAUGCUACCAUAUCGGAGACAGACAAUAUCGACAGGAAUCAAAUUAUUGGCUCAAUUGUUGACCCUUCACAGAUCCAAAGGAAUACCAUUUGGUCAGGCGAGGAUAUGGAAGCGUUUAUUUCGAGUUGGUCCGAGAUACCUGGCAGAGAAGAGAUACGAGAAGGUGAAGUCGAGAGCAAAGGCGAAAGGUUGAACGACUUAUUGAUGAGCUCAAUGGAUUGGGAUACGUCCACACCAUUUCAAAAUCCGUUGGCAAUACCAGUUGAAAUGGUUCUGGAAAUACCGUUGGAAAUAGGGUUUGACAUAUUGACAUACUGUUGA
Molecule: messenger RNA, 1279 nt
Organism: Paraglomus brasilianum
Lineage: Eukaryota; Fungi; Glomeromycota; Glomeromycetes; Paraglomerales; Paraglomeraceae
Source: the annotation of a GenBank genome assembly